CAAUUUCUGGCAAUAGAUUUCGCCUUGUAAAACUAUUGCCAGAACUACUCAAACUUGGAGUACUUUCUAUGCGCACGGUGUUGCGAACGCUGGAUACCGUCGUUGGAAUCGUUGUCGUUUCAAGUCCAAGAUCAGGACUUAUGGAGUUGUCUUCGGGAGGCAUAGGUAUCUGAGGAGUUGUUGGUGCGUUUGGGAUCAUGUCAGAAAAGCGCCUUGUGUCCUGACUGACAUUUUCCUCCGAAAUAUUCGAGUCUGUCGUUGUAGGGCUAGGCGAACAUGAUGUCCUCGCUGAUCUCGAUGAACUAGACGCUGUGUUCUUAUUACUUUUCUCUGCAAGUUUCUUUCCAUACAAAUGUACGCGAUUCCGCCGGUUUGGUGGUAGUCGCCCCAUAGCACAAAAUACGUUUUCGAUGUAAAUAAAUCGCGUAAAAUUCAAUGUACUUUACACAAUGUACGUGUGUCGUUGAAUAAUUCAUGGCAAGUUAGCGCCAAAAUUUCAAAUCCGAUAUCCUUGCUCCCAAAUCAUGAACUUUGGUCGGUCAGGGAGUUGCGACGUGAAUGACACGUGAAAGUCAUAUGAACAUUAAAUCUCAAAUUUUGAUUAUCAUUAUGCUUGCGGGCGGACGGGUAUUAGCUUUAUUCGAUAUCGAUAUAUUUUAAGCUUCGAAUCAAUAUUUGAUCCCAUGAGUGAAAAAAGAAAGUACUGUGGACAUUGUCAAGAGUUUGUUACGCUAAGAACAUAUCGUACGCACGAAAAGCUAUUUUUUAUCAAAGAAACAGGUAUUUGGAAAACAUGUGUCGUUUCUUCGGAUGAAGAAGAUGAACACUCCAUUCGAGAGCAUAUUAAUGAUAGUUCCCAAGACGAAUGUGAAGGAAAGUUCCCUAAAGACAAAGGAGACGACGUUGGUUCGGAUUGCUUUCAUGAAUCCGAUUGUCAAUCCAGUGUUUGUUCAGAUGAUGAUGACUCGUCAGAUACAGAGUGGUUGUAUAAAGAGCGUGUAUUUCCAAUUAACCCAGAAAUUUGGGAGAUUUCUGAAGAGGAUAUCAAUGUUGACCUUGAGAGAAACUCUAUACCACAUGUUUCCAACGAUCUUAAAGGUAAUGCAUCUAAUCCAGUAAAGAAUAUUUUGCGUUGGGCACUUGUAUUUUUGUCUAUAUGGGCUGCCCAUUGCAAAAUUUCAGAAACUGCACUGGAGUUGCUAUUGUCAUUUCUUCAUCGUUGGUUUACUGUUUUGGGGACAAUCUUUCCACCGUUUGCUGUUUAUAUCUUUUCCAACUACUAUAUCAUCGCUACGUACAUAUCUUGGCAUUGA
Dendronephthya gigantea is the source of this 1313-nucleotide messenger RNA. RefSeq lists its product as uncharacterized. The transcript has 2 exons. Bases 684 to 1313 code for a protein of 209 amino acids. Lineage: Eukaryota; Metazoa; Cnidaria; Anthozoa; Malacalcyonacea; Nephtheidae. The record is from RefSeq and is a predicted model, not a curated record.